AACCUUUCCACCAGCCGCCCCUGGCACGGCUUUCUUCUCUGUGUCUCCUGCUGCUCCUAUGCUCAGCCUUGUCUACAGGGUCCCAAGUCCAGGACCUCAUCGCUGCAAACAAAUUCCAAGUGUACUUCUAGCAAACUGCCGAAGGUGGGGAACAUGAAAAAGGUCUUCCCAGAUCCCAGAUGGCUCAGGGAGGCCCCGUCUGUGACUCAGGUGCCCAGGCAAUGAGAACACAGAUGCCAUGCCCCAAAAAUGCUGCCACAGACCAACCAGACGCAAUCCUUCAACUUCUGCAGCUGACCAACCCAAACCAUCACACAGUUCCCCGUAACAACAUUUCCUGCUAUACAAAUGCCUGGUUCUGUUAAAAGAGAAGUACCUUCCUCUCUAAAGAUGAAACUGUUUAAAACUGAUUUCUGUGACCCUUUUGGCAAAUCCUGAAAGUGGUGUGGUAAAGACAUGGAUGUGACCUCCCUAGCCCCCAUCCUUGAUGUGGAGAUCGAUCUAGGCACUGUACAGCCAGCAGCCUCCAACAAUACCUCCUCAGAACUCAACCUGUCCCAGCUAUUGCUUGGCACUGCCCUGGUGAAUCACACGAGUGACCUCUCCGAGCACCAGCAGUAUGUCAUCGGCCUCUUCCUCUCCUGCCUUUAUACCAUCUUUCUCUUCCCCAUUGGCUUCGUGGGGAAUAUUCUGAUACUGGUGGUGAACAUCAGCUUCCGUGAAAAGAUGACAAUCCCAGACCUAUACUUCAUCAAUCUGGCUGCAGCAGACCUCAUCCUGGUGGCUGACUCCCUAAUUGAGGUGUUCAACCUGGAUGAGCAGUACUAUGACAUUGCCGUGCUCUGUACCUUCAUGUCUCUCUUCCUGCAGAUCAACAUGUACAGCAGUGUCUUCUUCCUCACCUGGAUGAGCUUCGACAGGUACGUUGCACUGGCCAAGGCUAUGCGCUCUAGCCUUUUCCGCACAAAGCAUCGUGCUAGGCUGAGCUGUGGUCUCAUUUGGAUGGCCGCUGUCUCAGCCACCCUGGUGCCCUUCACAGCCGUCCACCUGCAGCAUACCGAGGAGGCCUGCUUCUGCUUUGCAGAUGUCAAGGAAGUGCAGUGGCUGGAGAUAACCCUGGGGUUCAUUGUCCCUUUUGCCAUCAUUGGGCUCUGCUACUCCCUCAUCGUUCGGGUCCUCAUCAAGGCUCACAGGCACCGAGGUCUGCGCCCCCGGCGGCAGAAGGCCCUCCGCAUGAUCUUUGCUGUGGUCCUGGUCUUCUUCAUCUGCUGGCUGCCUGAGAAUGUCUUCAUCAGCGUCCACCUCCUGCAACGGACACAGCCAGGGGACGCUCCCUGCAAACAGUCCUUCCGUCAUGCCUACCCCCUGACAGGCCACAUUGUCAACCUUGCAGCUUUCUCCAACAGCUGCCUGAACCCUCUCAUCUAUAGCUUCCUUGGGGAGACCUUCAGAGACAAGCUGAGGCUAUAUGUUGAACAGAAGACAAACCUACCAGCCCUGAACCGCUUCUGCCAUGCAGCCUUGAAGGCAGUUAUCCCAGACAGCAAUGAGCAGUCAGACACCAAGUUCAGCAGUGCUGUGUGAGGAGCCUUGCUGGAAAGAGCAUGUAUUUUGCCAAGAUGAGCAGGAGGCAUGGUUGCAUCACACUCCCAUACCUCCAUCCUGUGGUGAGUCACACCUGCUGGGCAAAUCCUGCUCUACUCCUCCCUGGCCUUGUCCUGCUCAUAGACUUGCAAGGGACUAAGCACUCAAGACUGCAGGUUGGAGAGCUCUGGUCUCAAAGGGCAUAGGAACGGCUUGUAGCUCAGCUGUCUCUGCAUACACUGUUUCCCCAGUGAAAAAUGAUUCUGCUCUUGACCAACAGCAGCCAAAAGGAAGAGGGUGAUCCCUGUGUGAGCACUUCAUUAAAAGGUAAUCCUGCAACAUUAUCAGUGGCUCUGGAGGGAAAUAAAGUCUAGAGACAGAAUAUGCCUAGUGAUCUACACUGGAUGUUUCCCACAGUGUGAAUGUAAUUCAUUACACGUGUGGUAACUUGUAUAUCCUAAGCUGAAGAGGAAAAGGAAGAAGUGUUCCUCUUGCACACAGCCCAGCAUUAUCUCUUUGAGUGCUGCAGCACUGCUUCUAGCCAACCCUCAAAUAUCAGCCAGGUAAACCUGGGUGCUGAGCUGGGAAGGCCCUCCUUUAGCAGAAUGCCUGCUCCAUCAGUCUGCCCACCCGAAGAUGCCCACCUCAUUGCUAUAUUGUUUACAACAGUCUCUGCAAUUCCCAGAGUAUGGGAUGAGACUGAAGCCAACAUGACAUUCUGCAUGUACACUGAAGAAUUUGCCAUUACCAAUGUAACAGUGGGGACAAUGAUGACGAUAUAAAUAGU
Octodon degus (degu) is the source of this 2371-nucleotide messenger RNA. RefSeq names its product G protein-coupled estrogen receptor 1 (gene Gper1). The record is from RefSeq and is a predicted model, not a curated record. Gene Ontology annotation, biological process: G protein-coupled receptor signaling pathway. NCBI's taxonomy places the organism in Eukaryota, Metazoa, Chordata, Mammalia, Rodentia, Octodontidae. The transcript has 2 exons. The coding region runs from base 457 to 1584 and encodes 375 amino acids. Gene Ontology annotation, cellular component: membrane. Gene Ontology annotation, molecular function: G protein-coupled receptor activity.